Messenger RNA from Topomyia yanbarensis, 813 nucleotides. Its product is annotated as mitochondrial inner membrane protease subunit 1. NCBI's taxonomy places the organism in Eukaryota, Metazoa, Arthropoda, Insecta, Diptera, Culicidae. The coding region runs from base 29 to 733 and encodes 234 amino acids. The record is from RefSeq and is a predicted model, not a curated record. Gene Ontology annotation, molecular function: serine-type endopeptidase activity. The transcript is spliced from 2 exons. Gene Ontology annotation, cellular component: mitochondrial inner membrane peptidase complex; membrane.
AAUCAGCUGUCCGUUUUGUUUAUUUUUGAUGGUAGAAACAAAAUUCAAAACCUCGUUCACUGAUUCGAUUCUUAAAAUGUACAAAACCUUGUCGAAAAUCGCCGGCAUCGGCGGCUACAUUAUCCAGUACGGCUGCAUAACGCAUUGUACUUUCGAGUAUUUGGGUGAUUUUGUUGUGUGCGUAGGACCAUCAAUGGAACCGACGCUUCACACCAACAAUGUACUUAUUACGGAUCGAAUCAGCCCUCGGCUGAAAAAUCUACAGCGCGGUGACAUUGUCAUCACCAGAAGCCCCACGAAUCCACAGCAGCACGUGUGCAAGCGAAUCGUCGGCAUGCCAGGGGACCGUAUUAUGACCAAAGCGUCCUUCAAUCUAAAUCCACUGUCCAACACGUACACCAUUCACAGUACAAUCGUUUCGACAUCACUCACCAAACCCCCAGCGUUUGAGCAAAAACUGCGCCAAAAGUGGGAUGCCGUUUCCGGGUCGGUCGAUACCGCCACCAAGAGUGCAAAGGAGAGAUUGCCGACGGCUUCAGUUGCCGAAGAACACCAACAGCCGGAAAUUCGGAUUAGCAUCGUGACUGUACCGAGAGGUCACCUUUGGAUCGAGGGCGAUAAUGUACAUAACAGUUCGGACUCGCGAAACUACGGUCCGGUUCCGAUCGGGCUGGUUAAGAGUAGGGCCCUUUGUCGGGUUUGGCCGCUGACGGAGGUGGAGUUGUUUGUUUAGGAGAAAAAUGUUGUGUUGAAGUAUUUAUUUGUGAAAUAGUUUUAACAAAUAGAAAAAUCGUUACUGGUUUUUUGAACCAA